This is a messenger RNA of Marchantia polymorpha subsp. ruderalis, 1484 nucleotides long. Lineage: Eukaryota; Viridiplantae; Streptophyta; Marchantiopsida; Marchantiales; Marchantiaceae. The record is from the annotation of a GenBank genome assembly.
AUGGCCGAGGUCUUCACCAGUAGUGAGUCGAACUUUCUACGAUCUUCGGGCGAGGACGAGAAUGAGCGCUCGCCGCUGAUGGCUUUUUGUGAGAAUUUUCCCGAUGCUGUGGAGGCGGAGGAGUACUCGUUGAAGGACGAUGGAAGCGAGAGCAGAGUCGUAGGCCCGGCGCUCUCCACAGACUGGACACGAAGUCAGAUGAGUGCCCAGAGUUGGAAGGACAAGUUGAGAAAAGUGAAGAACAAUCAAUGGUUUUCGGAUUUGGAACCCGGCCGACUGUGCAUGGUCGAGCAGAUCGUGGGCAGAUUGCAAUGUGCUGGAGUACACGGGUCGACAUUGAAUUCUUCCAUGGCUCCACUCUCUCGGCUGGUGUCAGUGUGCGUAGCGACUCUAGUGUUUCGGAGAUUGCCCUAGGUAAGGUCACGGAUCCACUAGGGUUUUACGACUGGAUGAAGAAGCAUCCAUCCGGCCUCGAGGCGAAUCGCCCAAUGUAUGCGCUCUUGCAAUGCCAUCUGCAAAAGCGGCAUUGGGCGGGGUUGGAAAUCAUCAUCAUGUACAAGAUGGGGAGCAAGAAGAAUUGCCUUGCAGACGCUGCGCUUUAUAAGAAGAUGAUCAAAAUCGCCACUGAUUAUGGCAAUACGAAGCUGGCAAACAAAUGGCUACAGAAGAUGCUCUGGAGUGGUUUCGUUCCCAGUCUUCUCACCUGGAAUUUGGUCCUUGUUGCUUUCGCUCGAGAUGGCCGGUUUGCCGAGGUCUUCUCUGUUUAUGAGCAGCUGAAGGAUCACAAUCGCCCUCCAGAAAGGAUCAUCUACUGCGCGCUCCUUUCAGCUUGUCAAAAUGCGGACAGGGUGCAAGAAGCACAAGACAUUGUGGCCCAUAUGAAGUGCCGAGGGAUGCUAGAUUCUGCAACUGCCACGUUUAGGGAAAUGGAGAAAGCAGGUUAUGAGCCGGAUCAAGUAGCCUACAACGCGCUCAUUCACGCAUAUGCGAGGGCGGACGCAAAUGACGCAUUCGAUCAAGCCAUCAAACUGGGUGGCCGCAUCGAUCCUGUUGUUUUCUCGACCAUGAUCAACAUAGCCAGGGAUUUGCUGGAGGCGAUGAAAGAGUUUCGGUUUGAAAAGAAGCACUGGCAGUGCGUUGUUUCAAUUCUCAUAAAAACUUACGCCAAGGUUGGGCAGCUGUGGGAACCUAUUAAACUUUUUGAAGAGAUGCACGCUGUCGGGUACCCUGUGAAUAACAGAAUUCACACAACCAUGCUAAAUGUGUACUUCAAAGUGGGUCGGCAUAGAUGUGCAGAGGCACUUUUCCUGGACAUGAUCGAGACGGGGAAGUGCAGGAAUAUGGUAGCUUUUGGCACCAUGAUCAAUAUUUACGGGAGGAUGGGAAGAUGCCGCCUCAAGGGAAACACUGCUAUAUACAACACGCUAAUUUACUGCCAUGGAAGGAAUGGAAAUUUAAUUGUUGUGGAGGAGUAUGUGAAGUAA